Molecule: messenger RNA, 3391 nt
Organism: Homarus americanus (American lobster)
Lineage: Eukaryota; Metazoa; Arthropoda; Malacostraca; Decapoda; Nephropidae
Product: UDP-glucuronosyltransferase 1A9-like
Exons: 9
Coding region: 380-2167 (595 amino acids)
Molecular function (GO): UDP-glycosyltransferase activity
Source: RefSeq, a predicted model, not a curated record
AAUUGGUUGUGACUGACGGCGAGCGUGUACUGGCUUCUGCACCUCGUAACUCGUAUAUACUGAACAGUGAACCAAACAAGUCCAAGUGACCUUAAUGUGAGACAGACGCUAGCACACAGUAUAAGGAGUGAACUCAAGUGAUCUAUAUAUAUUGGUUUACUUGUUGUACUAAGGAGGUGAAUCGUUGUGAAAAUAUCUGAAAAUAUCGAUAAUUCUUAGUGUAGAGAAAGGCAUAAGGACGUCAGAACAAUUAAGACUAAAAAACCCACGCAAAAUAUAGAUAAAAAUUACGAAUACGAAGUUAAAUUGGACGUAACAAGAUAAAAGAUGAUGAAGGUAUUGAGACGGUGAACCAGUGUGAGUGGCGGCAGUGUGUAGGAUGAGUCGGUUGGGAGGACAGCUGGUGGUGGUGGUGGUGCUGGUGUGUAUGGUGGUGACCCAGAGAGUAGCUGCUCCUGGAAGCUCACACCCGUCACGACAUCAACCACACCCCUCACAACAUCAACCACACCCCUCACAACAUCAACCACACCCGACACAAUAUCAACCACACCCCUCACACCAUCAACCACACCCCUCACACCAUCCACCACAUCCGUCACACCAUCUACACCAUCACCGUGAUCCUGCCAGGGGGAACGAAGGAGCCAAUAUUCUCAUCCUUCAUCCAAUCUACGCUGGGAGCCAUGAACUGACCCUCAGGAGGUUCGGGGAGGAUCUGGUCAAACGAGGUCACCGCAUCACACAGAUUAGAUGGAGGUCAAGCAAGACACAGGAAGUGAACACCACCGUUGACGUCAUCACACUCAGCGCCGACAACCGCGACCUCAGGUAUCCGUAUAUGCAGCCAGACGGGACUUUCCACCCACCUACUACCAUGUUGUGGGAGAGACCAAGACACAUGUGGCAGAUCCCGACGGAUGUGUUUCGACUCAUCGACGCCCACUGCCUCACGCUGCUGGGGGACGUACAACUGAUCAGGAGGCUGAGACGGGCCAACUUCUCCCUGGCUCUGGUGGACAUCAUCGGUAACGAGUGCUCCCUGGCCCUCGCUCACUCCCUCGGUCUGCCCGUCGUCGGCUUCUGGGGCUUCUCCUUCCAGGGGGGCGAGUCAAGGGCAGCGGGUGUGUUCCAGUCUCCGGCUCUGGUGCCCAACCUGUUGAGCGAGGUGGGGGCCACCAUGACCUUCCUGGAGCGGGUGUGGAACACUGUUGUCUUGCUGGCUGAGACUGUUGUCAUCACCUACCACUUCAGCCUCAUAGACAGCCACAUCAAGAGGCUGGUGCCCGGGUGUCCAGGGAGCCGAGACCUGCUGCGGGAUAUGGAGGUGAUACUCGUCCACUCUCACUGGUUCAUCGACUACCCUAAGCUGAUGCCUCCACACGUCCAGUACAUCGGCUGUAUCCAGUGUGGUCCUCCUGCCUCCCUACCUCACGAGAUUGAUCGAUGGGUGAGCGAGGCAGAGUCGGGGGUUGUGGUGUUCUCGCUGGGGUACACUGGUUACGAGGCCACCACCGUCCCGGAACACGUGAUGGACGCCUUCAUCACCGCCUUCGCCAGGUUGGAACAGCGGGUGCUGGUCAGGUUCAACGCGGCGCUUCUACUUUACGUCCCUGACAACGUGAUGGUGGUGGAUUGGUUCCCUCAACAUGACGUCCUCGGUCACCCCAACACCGUGCUGUUCGUGACCCACUGUGGGCAGAACGGGGUGAACGAGGCGGUGUACCAUGGGGUGCCCAUCGUCGCCCUCCCAGUGUUCGCUGACCAGGGCGACAAUGCCAGACGUGUGGUGGACCGGGGGCUGGGCCUGAUGAUACACAAGGAGGCCAUCACCCACGACCUGGCCUAUACUACCAUCACCACCGUCCUCAACCACACCAGGUAUAGAAAGACGGCAGCGAGGUUCUCCGCCCAAUGGAAGGAGGAGGAGUCUGGGGCUGAGCGGGCGUCGCGGUGGGUGGAACGGGUCCACCGUCACGGCCCCCUGACGCACCUCCGUAUGCCUGGCGCUCACCUCUCCUUCUCUCAGUAUUUCGCCCUUGACGUGGCUGCCUUCCUGCUGCUACUGGGCUUUAUCUCCUGCUACCUCGCCUACUGCCUCGCCUACUGCCUCUACUCCACCACCAGUUCAUUCACUCGUAGGUGGAAAAAGGAGAAGAUGCAGUAGACCUUGUUAUUAAAAGUGAUAAAUGUAGUUGUUUUACUCGAUGCGACUUUAAUCCAUCAACAAGUAAUUAAUUAAUGUAUUUACGGUGAUGUGUCGUCAUAAAUAGCUAAACAAUCAAAAACCUUUAGUGAAUAGUGAUCAAAUUACACCAAACUUUCUCCUUCUACAUACAAAAAAGUGUACAAAGAUUAUUAUUUUCAUAAGUUGUCGCCCAGAUACUUGCAAGAUGUUGUCAGUCUUGCGAGUGAGGGACUAUAGACCCAAAACAAAGUAGCAACGUGUGCUAUAGUAGUCUGUACAUAGCCUGUAUAUAGUCUUGAUGUUGUUUUAGGAUAUGUGUGGACGGCUGAGGUGAGAGAGUGUUACCAUCCCUACGCUCCUGUCCGUCAAGAGAUAUUAUUUACAUCAUAGACUUCCACUUUUGUGUCUCGUACGUGAAGCCUCGAGUCCUGUGACAUACAUGUUGCAAUAAAUGAAUCCUCUUGAUCUCAGUUUACUCGAGUCAGUAUUUCAGAAAGUGAAGCCUCAGGAUUUCAGUAGAAUGUGGAGAUAGAGAACGAUCUCCCAGCUGCACUAUCUUGGGGAUUUACAGUGAUUCAACAACAGAUACCCCGAGGCUUCAGAUCCCUAGAAAUAUAGUGCUGCGCGUCUUGUCAUUCUGGAGGUGCAGUAUCCCAGAUAGUGAAUCCUCUGGCUUCCACCCUAUAGGUAUUGUAUGACGGUUCAUUAGGGACAGUGUGGAUACAACGCAGUGUGUACUAAGCCCUCAGGAUGUAAGGAGAUUGUAUUGUCAGUAUCCCAUUUAUAGUAAGGAGGAUUGGGGAUGCCCUGGGAUCGAAUCAUCAACUCUUAGGACAAAAGGCGGUUGUUGUAUCCACUCGUCCACCUCAUUUCACCCCCUUUUGUAGGAUCACAAUAUUCUAGACAGUUAAUAUCUAAAAGUUAGUUUCUUGAACAUACAACGUCCUGGAAACAGAGUCAUGUGGACUUGAACUGUCCACAUUUAAGUACUUCAGAGAAAAAUUAUUCCAUGACACUUGCAGCUUGUGAAGUAAUCCUGACGUCAACUUUUUAGACGAAAUAAUAAGCACCAACUCCUGUGUCUGACUCUUUGCUAUAGUCAUAUAUUUACAUUUGUUGCAAUAUGUAUUUAAGUGUUGGUUUUUACCUAUUGUUUGUAAUCUUUUCUGUGUACAUUUGAUACUUCAAUAAAAUCCUGCAUAC